Molecule: messenger RNA, 1879 nt
Organism: Ailuropoda melanoleuca (giant panda)
Lineage: Eukaryota; Metazoa; Chordata; Mammalia; Carnivora; Ursidae
Gene: HDGFL3
Product: HDGF like 3
Exons: 7
Coding region: 1-690 (229 amino acids)
Source: RefSeq, a predicted model, not a curated record
AUGGUGGUAAGGCCAGUUGUACUAUUUUUGAUGGUGUUUAUUACAGGGACACAAACUCAAAUAUUCCGAGGGGCCAGGCUGCUGCUGUGUGUGAGUGAACGGGGCCUGCACAGCUCCUCAGGAGACGGGUACCAUGCCCUCUCCUUGCUCUCUGAACUGCAGAUUGAUGAACUCCCAGAGGGAGCUGUGAAGCCCCCAGCAAACAAGUAUCCUAUCUUCUUUUUUGGCACCCAUGAAACUGCAUUUUUAGGUCCGAAAGACCUUUUUCCAUAUAAGGAAUACAAAGACAAGUUUGGAAAGUCAAACAAACGGAAAGGAUUUAAUGAAGGAUUGUGGGAAAUAGAGAAUAACCCGGGAGUGAAGUUUACUGGGUACCAGGCAAUUCAGCAGCAGAGCUCCUCAGAAACUGAGGGAGAAGGCGGGAAUACUGCAGAUGCAAGCAGUGAGGAGGAAGGGGAUAGAGUAGAAGAAGAUGGAAAAGGCAAAAGAAAGAAUGAAAAAGCAGGCUCAAAACGGAAAAAGUCCUACACUUCCAAGAAAUCCUCCAAACAGUCCCGGAAAUCUCCAGGAGAUGAAGAUGACAAGGACUGCAAAGAAGAGGAGAACAAAAGCAGCUCUGAGGGUGGAGACGCCGGCAAUGACACAAGGAACACGACUUCAGACUUGCAGAAAACCAGUGAAGGGACCUAACUACCAUAAUGAAUGCUGCAUAUUAAGAGAAACCACAAGAAGGUUAUACAUUUGGUUGUCUAAUAAUCUUGGAUUUGAUAUGAACCAACACAUAUUCCUUGUUGUCAUUGACAGAACCCCAGUUUGUAUGUACAUUAUUCACAUUCCUCUCUGUUGUGUUUGGGGGAAAAAAAGACAUUUUAGCCUUUUUUAAGGUUAUUGAUUUAAUUUCAUGUUAUUUGGUUGCAUGAAGUUGCCCUUAACCACUAAGGAUUAUCAAGAUUUUUGCACAAACUUAUACAUGUCUAGGAUCCUUUUAUCAAGGCAGUUACGUUCAUCAUUCUCCUGCCUUUACUCCACCAUCACCAGACACUCUAUUAAAUAUAAAGUAGCAUUUUUAAAAAUGACCACUCAACAUAAUGCUUAAGGGAUUUCCUCUGUGACAGAACCCAGGAACCAGUUCCUAAACACAUAAUGUUGGCAUAUUGAAGAUGAAAUUAAAAUCAUCCUUCAGUUUUGAGGCCAUGUGUAAAGUUUAAUCAUACUGUAAAAUAUCUAUUCCGUAUUAGAAAUAGCUAGUCGACAGCUUAUACUUCUCAAAACUCAUAGUUACGUACACAAACUCAGUUUUUAUAUGUGAAGUUAGUGAGUCUUUUGUGUUAUUCCAAAAUAAAGGCAAUGAUUUAUUUUUUUCCCCAAUGCCAGUACAAUUUGAGCUAAUCACUCAAGGUGGAUAAUUUACAUUUUAAAGCUGGAAUCAGCAGUAGCCCUAUGGGAAACCAGACACAGCAUUGACUUUUAAAUGAACCAUUGUUUUCUUUUGGAACUAGAAUUAGAAUAGUCGAUAUUCAUCCACAAACCAUUAUUAUGUGUACAUUAUUGUUGCUAUUGUGAUAAUAGAGAAUUUUAUUUAUUUUUAUGCCAGCUUAUAUUGUGAGAACACAUUUAGUCAGUUUGGGUUUUAUCAAUCCUGUUAUGCUUGUCCUUGGAACAUCUUUCGCGUAUUCAAGGUUUGUAGUUGAAAAGUUUACUGUAAAAAAAAAAAUCAAAAACAAAAAAAUGUAUUGUUUUUACAGAAUAAAUUUAUUGGAAUGUGUACUGGGAGUAAGAUUUGAGGUGUAAACAACGAAGUUAGUGUAAUUUGGCUUCAUCUAUGUAAUGUGAGGUAUUAAUGUAAUUCAUAUAUUAAAGCAAAAAUUGUUAACAGCAA